Molecule: messenger RNA, 696 nt
Organism: Anastrepha obliqua
Lineage: Eukaryota; Metazoa; Arthropoda; Insecta; Diptera; Tephritidae
Exons: 6
Coding region: 1-696 (231 amino acids)
Source: RefSeq, a predicted model, not a curated record
AUGGAGCCAACCACAAAUUUUGUGGGGAAAUUCACGCAAAGUGUGCGUCGCAUCGUGCAGGAUGUCAAGGACGAAGGAGCGCCAAGUGGCAUGACGCGCGACGAGGUAAUCGAUACCAAUGAACGGUUGAGAGCUUUACGGUUGCGGCUGGAGGAGUCAUAUGACACAGCCAAAAAGGCGCUUAUAAACCUCAUGAAUAAAUAUGGAGAUUCGAAGAGCCAACGUAAUGUGUUCCAGCGUUAUCCAAUGCUUAAAAUUAUGAUAAAAGAUGUUAUACGCUUGGAAACGCAAUAUUGGACUUUGAUUGAUAUACCGAGACAGGAAAAGCAAGAAACGGUGCCCUCGUAUGUGAUGCGUGCCUGUGCGAUUAUGGAAAAGACGCAGAAGUCUGGUGAGGGUGUAAAGACCUCCGCCAAGUUAGCCGAGGAGGCAACGGAGAGGCGCGAACGCAUGGAGCGUUUGGAAUUCAUGACCACUGCACAAAUCGAACACGAGAAUACACAACUGAUAAAUGAUUUAUACCGUUUGCUGAAAAAAUACUUAGGUCUGCGGCAUUUAAUCAGAGUGCUCAAGGAGGAAUAUGGCAGCUCAAAAAUGUAUCCGAUUUUCCCGCGUUACACAAUGCUCAAAGAUAUGAUAAAAGGCAUCAUGCACGAUCCCGACUAUAUGGAGGUGUGUCAUGAAAUCAAUAACUGA